AACCGGACGGCGAUCUCUACGGAGGUGGUAGAAGUUAUCGAUCGAUGUAUCAGAAGAGAUGAAAACUACGAAUGAGUUGGCCGGAGAAUGCGAGAGAUUGAAAUCGGCUCUAUUACAGUGUCACAAGAGAAUACCUUCCGGCCACGCCAGAGAUUCCGGUUGUCGCCAUCUCAAUCGAUCGCUAGCGGAGUGCCUCGUCUCCAUUGCUUGCCCUAACGAAGUCGAUGCUGUUCGGACCCUUUGUUCCAGUUCCGGCACCGCUCUCAAGAGAUCUCAGUGCCAGCAAGCCCGAUUAUCUCUCUCCGUCUGUCUUUCAUCUCAUCAAUCCUGACUCAAUUCGAUAUCCUAGGUUUGGUUUGAUACUGAAACCCUAGGUUCGAUACUCUUAUUGACAUAAUUGACUCGAUCAAAGUUUU
Messenger RNA from Impatiens glandulifera, 416 nucleotides. RefSeq lists its product as uncharacterized. Lineage: Eukaryota; Viridiplantae; Streptophyta; Magnoliopsida; Ericales; Balsaminaceae. The record is from RefSeq and is a predicted model, not a curated record. The coding region runs from base 59 to 331 and encodes 90 amino acids. The transcript has a single exon.